AUGAGAUCUAGUGAAGGUGUAACAGAAUACUUCUCUAGGGUCAUGACAGUGGCCAAUAAAAUGCGAAUAUACGGGGAGGAUAUAUCAGACGUUAAAGUGGUUGAAAAGAUUUUACGCUCUUUAACUGAGAAGUUUAACUAUAUUGUUUGUUCUAUUGAAGAGUCAAAGGACAUCAAUGAUCUUUCUAUCGAUGAGUUACAAAGCUCAUUAAUAGUGCAUGAACAGAAGUUCCAAAGACGCAGUGGCGAAGAACAAGCCUUGAAAGUUACAUCUGAAGCAGGAAGAGGUCGUGGUCGAGUUGGUUACAGAGGAAGGGGAAGAGAAUUUGAUGAAGAAGCAAAAAUGCUUUUGAUGUCUUAUGUGGAUCUGUUUGAAGCUAAAAGACAAGAUGCAUGGUUCCUUGAUUCAGGAUGUUCUAAUCAUAUGUGCGGUGAUCGAACUAUGUUCAACGAACUUGAUGAAAAAUUUCGAUAUUCUGUAAAAUUGGGAAACAACACUAAGAUGGAUGUGAUGGGAAAAGUAAGUGUGAAAUUUCUUCUAAAUGGAAUGAAUCUUGUUGUUACUGAAGUAUACAAUAUUCCAUAA
Lathyrus oleraceus (garden pea) is the source of this 585-nucleotide messenger RNA. RefSeq lists its product as uncharacterized. Bases 1 to 585 code for a protein of 194 amino acids. The transcript is spliced from 2 exons. NCBI's taxonomy places the organism in Eukaryota, Viridiplantae, Streptophyta, Magnoliopsida, Fabales, Fabaceae. The record is from RefSeq and is a predicted model, not a curated record.